AUGCUCAAUUGGGCAAGCAAGGCUGAGCUACAUGCUAGGGUUCCUCUGGGCAAGCUGCUGGAUCGGGCCGCCACUUUCUCCUCAGGCUCCAAGUUGUUCGUCCGAGGUCUGUCCUACAACUCGAAUGAAGUUGCUCUCAAGGACGCCUUCUCUCAGCAUGGCAAUGUUAUCCAAGUGAAAGCAAUAUGCCAUCCUGUCACGGGGAGAUCCAAAGGAUACGUCUUGGUCAAGUUCUCUUCAGAAACUGAAGCAGCCGCGGCGUUGGAGAGGAUGAGUGACGAGGUGCUUGAUGGAAAGAAAAUACGGGUGGAUUAUGCAAACAGCGAACAAUCUGCUGCUGCUGCUGCUGCAGAUGAGACUAGUUCACACACCCAAGGAAAGGACAAGCCGCCAGACAGUCAUUUAUCAAGCUGCAUCCGAAUUUUCUAG
Molecule: messenger RNA, 429 nt
Organism: Triticum turgidum subsp. durum (durum wheat)
Lineage: Eukaryota; Viridiplantae; Streptophyta; Magnoliopsida; Poales; Poaceae
Source: the annotation of a GenBank genome assembly